CCUUGCCGAGCGCCGGAACUUCACGCUAUUUACACAUUUCAGCAAGCAGGAGCAUCAGCAGUCGUUGGUUGCAAAUUACGUAACUUCUGUGUUCACUGCUACUCAACCCCGAUCUGCUGGCUGCGUCUCCCGCUGCUCAUGUUAAUCAGUCCGCGGCGCGGUCCUGCCCUCCAUCUGAGCCUGGGGUCCGUUCCGAGUAGGUGGCCAGUGAGUCGGUGGUCGCCGCGAUCGCCCACUGCCGGGAUUACAGUCCCCAGUUACUGCUCAGCCCGGCUCACUUUGCUCCUGGGGCCUCUCGUCCGCACAGCCUAUCCAACCGGGGAUUUCUUCCCUACUCCUUAAAAUUCUAACCAAAAGCAUCCGAUGCUCACAAUGCAACUGAUUAAUCGUAACUGUCCAGCUACCGAAUACUAAUUUUAAAAAAUGAAAGGCAAAACCCGACUCAGACCCCUCCGCACACCCUGCAGGACCGGGUGCCACCCCUCGGAGGCGGGAGCGCCCUCAGCGAAGGCGGUGCCGGGGCCGCCCCUCUCGGUCACGGGGUGCGCAGCACGGCCAUGGCGGCGCCCGGCGCAGCGAUGGCGGCUCCCAGCGCCGUGUGGCUCGGCGGGGACCCGGUGGAGUGGGUGCUGUGCCCCUACGACGUCCAUCACCGUGUUCCCCGCGCGUCGCUGGAGAGGCACGCGGCGUCCUGCCGGCUCCGCAGGAUGGGAUACUCCGCCGAGGAGGAGGCCGAGAUGUACGACUCCAGCUUUUUCUACGGAAAGCUGAAGGUUCCCAGCAUCGCCAUGGAUAAAGAUCUACAGUUUCACAUUAUUAAGCAGGCUAGAGCCCAAAGUGUGAAGGAAGGUGCAGGCUACAGUGAAGGUUCUUACUCAUUACUGCCCAUAGAAGUUCCUCAAAACCACAAGCGUUUCACCUGUGACCUGACCCAAGCUGACCGCCUUGCCCUUUACGAUUACGUUGUUGAGGAGACAAAGAAACAGAGGUCCAGAUCCCAGAUUACGGAAAAUGACAGUGAUCUCUUCGUGGAUUUAGCAGCAAAAAUCACCCAAGAUGAUAGUCAGAAAGGUCCAAAGUCCCAUCUUGAAAUUCUGGCUGAAAUGCGAGAUUACAAAAGGCGGCGGCAGUCAUACAGAGCUAAGAAUGUUCAUAUAACAAAGAAGUCCUACACUGAGGUGAUUCGGGAUGUGAUUGGUGUGCAUAUGGAAGAACUCAGCAAUCAGUGGCAGGAGGAGAAUAGGUUGGAUAAUGCAGAGAUAUGUGAAGGAGGGAAGUCAAAGUCUUCAGGAAGAAGGGAAGACAGGCGGUCAGCUUCGGUGGACUCGCGGCAGUCUGGGGGAAGCAGUAAGGACACGGAGUGCACGAGACACAGGAGAGACACCAGCAGGAGUCCAAGUAAACGAAGGAGGAGUCGUGAGAGAGGCAGAGACAGAGACUCUCGGAGAAAAAGAGAGAGGGAUGAAGACAAGUAUUACAAUCAUAAAAGAAGAAAGUAGGAACAAGAACAUGAUUAUUUUGUUUGCCAGCUGUUCAGAACAUAACUUCCACAAGAACUAUUAUUAUUGCUGUUUUUUCCAAGACAGUAAAGGUGUGCACAUAAUAUUGGUGUUGCAUCACACCUGUGCUGCUUGGAGACAAAAAAGUGCUACAGUUUGUCAGGAUGGAAGCAGUAUAUUUCAGAUAAUGUGUAAAUCUGUAACAUUUAUACAUCUGUUAAUAAAUUAUAUUUAUCUCUCAUGUA
This is a messenger RNA of Camarhynchus parvulus, 1744 nucleotides long. It is a transcript of the gene SNRNP48, whose product is annotated as small nuclear ribonucleoprotein U11/U12 subunit 48. Bases 558 to 1499 code for a protein of 313 amino acids. Gene Ontology annotation, cellular component: nucleoplasm; U12-type spliceosomal complex; cytosol. The transcript is spliced from 9 exons. The record is from RefSeq and is a predicted model, not a curated record. NCBI's taxonomy places the organism in Eukaryota, Metazoa, Chordata, Aves, Passeriformes, Thraupidae.